This is a messenger RNA of Anopheles coluzzii, 894 nucleotides long. RefSeq names its product adrenodoxin-like protein 1, mitochondrial (gene Fdx1). Gene Ontology annotation, molecular function: 2 iron, 2 sulfur cluster binding. Gene Ontology annotation, biological process: positive regulation of oxidoreductase activity; P450-containing electron transport chain. The transcript has 3 exons. Gene Ontology annotation, cellular component: mitochondrion. NCBI's taxonomy places the organism in Eukaryota, Metazoa, Arthropoda, Insecta, Diptera, Culicidae. The coding region runs from base 140 to 637 and encodes 165 amino acids. The record is from RefSeq and is a predicted model, not a curated record.
AUUGUUGUGACGGGUGGUUUGUUUUGAUUUCAGUGCUCCCCCAUCGUACACAGAAAACCGGUAUCAAAUCCAUUUCAGUUAAUUUGUUGUAAAUUUUGCACCAGUGGACCAUCUUUCCCUCCCACCAAAGCACACAACGAUGCCCAUCACAACCUCUUUACUUCAUUUAGCGCGUGGCAUGUACAAUCGGUGCUACAGGUUAAUUAUACCGCGAAAUAUACACAGCACCGUGCAGCUACUUCACGGCGAAUAUGAAUGGCAGGAUCCAAAGAGUGAAGAUGAAGUUGUAAACAUUACGUACAUCGAUAAGGAUGGCAAGGAGACGACGGUUCGGGGAAAGGUGGGCGAUAACGUACUGUACCUGGCCCAUCGGUUCGGUGUCGAGAUGGAGGGCGCCUGCGAGGCCUCGCUUGCCUGCACCACCUGUCACGUGUACGUGCAGGACGAGUAUCUCGAUCGUCUGGCCGAGCCGGAGGAGAAGGAGGACGAUCUGCUCGAUAUGGCACCGUUUCUACGCGAAAACUCCCGUCUCGGCUGCCAGAUAGUGCUGCAGAAGGACCUGGAAGGGAUGCGGUUGCAGCUUCCGCAAGCGACACGAAACUUUUACGUAGACGGACACAAACCAAAGCCGCACUAGUUUCCGUUUGUGGGUGGGUUUUCAUUUUUGGGCGCUAGUUUUAGUGUGGUUUUCGUUUGAUUAUAAAUAUUUUUGUUUGCAGUUAAAGAUUAGGACGCUUUCGCUAGUGUGGGAUUGUUAAUUGAGAACGAUUGUUCCACCGCGAUACGGAAAGGCAAUGCGCGGUUACAUUCAGGCAUUGCAGUGGUAGAAAUGAAGAAAAAGGAAGGAGUUACAUUUAUUGAACGUGUAAUAAAAGAAGCGACGAACAAAUGUUA